AUGUCGCUCAACAACAACAAUGAAUUAAUUUUAGAAUCAAUCAACCAAGUAUUUAUUAAUCAUCUUUUGGAACAAGACACUAAAAGUUAUCUUGUCGGUACGAUUAGUGAAUCCGUCGAUCAAGUUGAUUUGGAAGAAUCUUUGCUUUUGGCCAUCGAUGAAUUCUCUAUUGAAAGUGAUCAACAACAAGCCAUCACUUUAAUGCGUACUCUUGUCUCUCUCUUGAGAAAGAAGGGUUGUCUUGAAUUCUCAGACACUACCAAGCCACUUGCCGAUCAUCUUGUUUGUAAGGUGGUACAGAAGGAGCCAACUCUCAACGACCCAAAUCUCACAAUGGAUCAGAUUUUGGAUCUCACUCGUUCAAAGUCUGCUGAAACUCGUAGACUCGCUCUUCGUGCUUUCUGUCCAUGCAAGGUCAAGGUAAGUGUGUCUCUACAUUAA
Cavenderia fasciculata is the source of this 441-nucleotide messenger RNA. RefSeq lists its product as uncharacterized. Lineage: Eukaryota; Evosea; Eumycetozoa; Acytosteliales; Cavenderiaceae. The transcript has a single exon. The coding region runs from base 1 to 441 and encodes 146 amino acids. The record is from RefSeq and is a predicted model, not a curated record.